CCGAACUAGGGGUUCAAGUCUGGUCAUGACCAGACCAAAUUUUUAGGGGUGGUGGGUCGUGGGUGUGGACGUAUGGUAUACCAAUAUACUGUAUACAAGUAAUGAAGAGAAAUAUUAAGGAAAUAUAGACGAAAUAAUAUUAUACUGUAUAUUUCAUUGGCAUACUAGGCGUAUAUAGGUUUACCGUAUACACGCAAAUAUGUAACUGUGUAACAAAUAAUACUGUGUAUGCUACCAUACUGACGCAGUAAGCAGAACGCUGUACGCGAUUGCCAUUAGGUACCUACUAGGAACUACACUGUCACUGUGUAGUGACUAUAGCAUGCGCAGUGCGGGCCGCGGGGUGCCGUGCUAUUUUUAAAUAUGUACAUUCUAUUAUACGAAAUUAGGAAAAUACUUAUUUUUAGAAUACUGAUAAGUGAUAAUGUUAAAUUGUAAAAAUGAAAACAUCAUGUCGUCAAUAAUCUAUAUUAUUAUUAAUUAUUAUUACAACUUUUCAUUAUUACAAUUUGCCUAGUGCCUACAACAGUCUACACAGAACUACAGAAGUGACUAGUUGUUGUUGUUGACUACAUAGUGUGAUAGUAUACCGUAUAAUGUGUUCAUUUUAAUGUUUUUAAACUGCCUAUGCUCUAACAGUCUAACGUGUAUGAUAUUUUAUCAAUUCAUUUUAGUCUUAACUGUAUGGACAAAUAUAAACUGCUGCAGUAAUUUGUGAAUUACUAAUUAGUGUUUCAUAUUUGGUAAAUUGUUCAUAAAUUUCAUAGGUUGUUUAUAUCAUGAAUUUUGCCAACUCUAAAAUUAUUUGUGCUGUGUGUGGUAGAAAAAAAGAAAAACUAAAUAGCACUAAUUGGUCUAGGCACAUAGAAAAAUGUAAAAACAAAAAAAUAAAGUUAACACCAAGUUGCUCCAAAUUUGCGAGUAACAAUUCAUUUAUUUCCAAAUUUUUUAAAACUACUUCAACAGAACUUUCAGUUGGAAGUACAGCAGAUAAUCAAUUGAAUGAAGUAGCUACAGUGGAAACACAUAAAGAACCUGUAGAAAAGUUAAAGUUUGAUAUAGCAGAUAAUCAAUUGAAUGAAGUAGCUACAGUGGAAACACAUCAAGAACCUGUAGAAAAGUUAAAGUUUGAUAUAGAAAUAGCAGAUGAAGAAUUGAAUGAAGUAGGUAUAGUGGGAAUACAGCAAGAACCGGUGGAACAGUUACACAUAGUAAGAAAUCUGAAUAAUAGAGUCUAUGAGUUAAGUACUAAUUCAAAAUGGAAAAAUGAUCCAGCAAUAUUUAAAGCUAUUCAUUUUACUCCAGAUAUGAUUAAUUUAGUACUGAGUUGGGGACCAUGUCAGCCGAAUCAUAACGAAAUGCCUGAUAGAGAAUUUCCAAAAAAUGAAAUGAAGAAGAGUUUUCAUGAAAAUUGGUUUCAUAAAAAACUUGGUGAUGGAACAAUGGUACACAGAGACUGGUUAACAUACUCUCCAUCAGAAAACAGGGUAUAUUGUUUACACUGCAUGUUAUUUGGCAAACACCCUCAAAAAGCAUGGGUACAUGAUGGAUUCCAGCAAUUUAAAAAUGGAACAAUAGCCUUGUUGGCACAUGAAACUAGUUCAGUUCACGUGGAUGCCACUCUUCAAGUCAAAUUGAAAAAAUCUGUUUUGCCAUUAAUACCUUCUAUAAUAGAAGAACAAAGAAAGCAAGUAGCUUUUAAUAGAGAAAUUGUGAGUCAACUAGUAGAAGUCACAAAGUUCCUUGGACAACAUUCGCUUGCAUUUAGAGGUCAUCGAGAAAAUUGGUCAAGAAUCAUCAAAGGCAAUUUUAAAGACUUGCUAUUGCUUCUGAGCAAUCAUUCUCCUGCGAUUUCGGUCCACAUUGCUAAUAUCAAAACACAUUCGAGAAAAGAAUUAUCUUUCAUUAGUUGGGAUCGUCAAAAUUUGUUAAUUAAUGCAAUAUCUCAAGAAAUAGUUUCUUUUAUUAAAUCAGAAUUGAAUAAUGCACGAUUUUUUAGCAUAAGUAUUGAUUCAACAUUUGAUAUCUCUAGACGAGAACAAGUAUCGUUCAUUGUACGUUAUGUUGAAGACUCAGGAAAAAUAAAUGAACGAUUACUUGCAAUGAAGGAUUCAGCAGAAACCACUGGACAAGCUCUAUUCAAUUUAUUUUCAAAAGUAAUGGAUAGUCACAAUAUUGAUUGGAAAUCAUAUCUUAUCGGACAAUCAUAUGAUGGUGCAGCAAGCAUGCAGGGGAAAUAUAAUGGGUUACAAACAAAAGUUAAAGAAUUAUGUCCUCAAGCUACUUUUGUGUGGUGUCAUGCUCAUCGUCUUGAUUUGAUUGUGGUUUCAAGUGUCGGAUCUUGUUUAGCUGCUAUGAAUCUAUUUGGUAAUCUUGAAAAGGUGUUUGUGUUUAUUAGCUGUAGUAAAAAGCGAAACUUUCUAUACCGCGAAAAACAAAAAAUCUUGUACCCCAAAGCAAGAAUACGAGCAAUAAAAAAAGUAGAAACUACGAGAUGGAUGUCACAGUCAUAUGCACUUACCACUGUCCUUAAGACACUUGAUGCCAUUUUAGAUACAUUAGAUGAAAUAAAAAAUGUAGAAGGUCAAGUUGAUUUCAAAACUGGUGCUGAAUGCAAUGGCUUAACUGAAUAUUUACAGUCUUUUAAUUUUUUGCUUACUGCAAAUAUCUUUAGUAAAAUUUUUGAUUAUAUAGAACCUGUGAGUAGAGCACUUCAAGCCCACAGUAUUGAUAUAAUCAUGGCCAUGGAUAUGUUAGCAAAAGCACAAAAAAAUAUUGAAUCACUUCGAAAUGAUGAUACAUUCCAAAAUAUUUAUGAUUCUACUAAAAAAAAUGGAAAGGUAUUUAACUUUGAUUUACAACUAACUACUAAUUCCAAUAGACGAAGACGAGUCCCUUGCCAAUAUGAUGAAAAAUCAAGAGAUCAAGCAUUAGAAGACCCUGUAGUAUCCUACAAAGUAAAUACAUACUUUGUGAUUUUGGAUAUUAUCUCUGCAGAUUUGAAAAAAAGAUUUAAUGAUAAUUACAUUGAAGUAGCAAAAGAUUUAUACUUGUUAACCCCAAAAUGUGUUUCAAAUAUAAUGGAAAAAUCAAGUUUUCCAUUAGAUGCUUUUGUUUCAAUCUGUAAAGUUUACAGCAAAUAUUUAGUCCGAGAAGAUGUUAUUCGAGAAUAUAGUCAAUUUAUUAAAUCUAAAAUUAAUUUAAAUUCUGGGAUUGUACCUGAUUUUGUACAUCCUAUACCCGAAGAAAACUCUGAUUUCUCUGAUAAUGAAUCUAAUGAUGAAUCUGAAUAUAUUUCUGAAAUUAUUAAUAGUGAUAACCACGAGAGUAUGAGCAUUAUAAAGAUGUACGCAUUAUUUGUAAACACUGGACUUAUUACAGUAUUUCCAAAUUUGUUUACAAUAUUAAAAAUAGGAGUAACACUGCCAAUUUCCAGUGCUUCUCAUGAACGUUCCUUCUCAAAACUUAAAAUCGUCAAAACCAGACUUAGAUCAACUAUGUCACAAAAUCGACUUGAAGACCUUAUGUUGAUUUCCUGUGAGACUGAUGUUGUAAUUAACACUGAAAAUGUCAUUAACAAUUUUGCAAGAAGAUCAUCCAUUUUAACUAAAUCAUUAAUGUAUCGGUAGGUAUUAAUUUCUAUGACUUUUUAUAUAAAAUAAAUUUAGUGAUGGAAAUAUUUAUAACUGA
Myzus persicae (green peach aphid) is the source of this 3690-nucleotide messenger RNA. Its product is annotated as zinc finger MYM-type protein 1-like. Lineage: Eukaryota; Metazoa; Arthropoda; Insecta; Hemiptera; Aphididae. The record is from RefSeq and is a predicted model, not a curated record. Bases 780 to 3629 code for a protein of 949 amino acids. Gene Ontology annotation, molecular function: protein dimerization activity. The transcript is spliced from 6 exons.